CGCAUUCCCCCUGGCCUGUAACGACAGUAUCCCAUUAAUAGAAUCCGUUUCACUCUUUGUAUGUGACCGGAUGAAUCUUUUGAGGGGGAGGAGUCGUGGAUAUAGGGUUGAGUAACGCUCAGUAAUUCAUUCUCAUCAACUCAGCAUCGGGCGGCGAACUCGUGAGUGGCGAAUCGAUCAUGAGUGACGAAAAAACGAGCGGUUUGUUAACCUCGAUUGGACAAGUAACCGUCGGAAAGACGGAUGUGGCGAGACCCACAUGGAGCGGGCGGAUGGAGUUCAUUCUGGCCACGGUGGGCUAUGCGGUCGGGCUUGGCAAUGUCUGGAGGUUCCCCUACCUGUGCUACAGUAGCGGUGGAGGAGCUUUUUUGGUGCCCUAUCUCAUGAUGGUAUUCUUGUGUGGCAUCCCGCUGCUUCUUAUGGAGUUUGCGAUUGGCCAGUUCACUCAUCUAGGGCCAGUGCACGCCCUAGCCAAAGUCUGCCCUCUGUUAAAAGGUGUUGGCCUUGCCACUGUGGUUAUAUCCUACGUCUUCUGCACCUACUACAAUGUGCUCAUGAGCUGGGCUCUUUUCUAUUUGUUUCACUCCUUUGGAGCAACACCUCCUUGGAAGACUUGCAACAACAGCUGGAAUGUCUUUGAGAACUGUUCCAGUGGUUUCCCCGGCAAUGCCACAGAUAUGCAGUCGGCGAGUCAACAGUUCUUUGAUCGCAGGCUUCUGGAGAAAACCAGUGGCAUCGAAGAUGUUGGUGGCUUUCAGUGGGAACUCUUUGGCUGUCUCUUACUUGCCUGGGGCUUUGUGUAUUUAUGCAUUUUUAAAGGAGUCAAAUCAUCUGGCAAGGUUGUUUAUUUCACUGCUACAUUCCCAUACUUCAUCUUGUUCGCCCUGCUCAUCAACAAUAUGCAGCUUCCCGGUGCCAAGGAGGGUGUCCUGUACUUCGUGACUCCUGUCUGGAACAAACUUUUUGAAGUCAAGGUUUGGGUUAAUGCAGCAGCCCAAGUGUUCAAUUCCCUGGGAAUUGCUUUUGGUUCCAUGAUUUCACUGGCAAGUUACAAUAAGUUCAACAACAACAUCAUGAGAGAUGUUUUGAUUGUAUCAUUCAUCAACUCCUUCACAAGCAUUCUGGCUGGCUUUGUGAUCUUCUCAGCUAUUGGCUACAUGGCACACACUCAUAAUCUCCCCGUGGACAACAUAUCAACAGACGGUCCCGGUCUUGUGUUUGUUGUGUACCCUGAAGCCCUCUCCACUAUGCCGGCCUUUCAGCUGUGGGCUCCUCUCUUUUUCUUUAUGCUGCUCUGUCUUGGUCUGGACAGCCAGUUUGCCACACUUGAGGUGGCUUUGACGUUCAUAAAAGAUGAAUUUAGAACACAAAUUCUGCACUUUCUCAAGAGGGAAGAGCUAGUGGCCCUGCUUGUCUGUGUUGUCUCCUUUCUUUUUGGACUUCCACAUGUUACAAAGGGUGGUAUAUAUGUGUUUCAGUUGAUGGACCACUACACUGCUGUGGUGUCCCUCAUGUUCUUGGCUUUCUUCGAGGUUAUUGCAGUCUGCUGGUUGUUUGGGGUCGGCCGCAUCUCGCAUAUGAUUGAGAAGAUGCUCGGAAAGCCUGCGAACAUCUACUUUCGCGUGUGCUGGUUCCUUAUCUGUCCUUUGCUGGUGCUGUGCAUACUGGUCUCCAGCAUCAUCCAGUACACUCCUGUUCAGUAUGGGACAUAUAAGUACCCAUUGUGGGCUGAAGUGGUGGGCUGGGGCGUCUCACUGGUCUCUCUGAUCUGGAUUCCCAUUGGAGCCAUUCAUGAGAUCUAUAACAACAAAGGCUCUUUUCUCUCGAGACUGAAAACAGCUGUGACUACCACAGUAGAGAUGGCUGUUGAUGAUCCUCUACCUGAAAAACAAAAACUUGGCAGCUCGGUGGCGGAAACAGCAAGAGAACACAUUGACACAGUACUUUGAGGGGUAUGGUAUUUUAUUUUUUAUUUUUAUU
Molecule: messenger RNA, 1980 nt
Organism: Hippocampus comes (tiger tail seahorse)
Lineage: Eukaryota; Metazoa; Chordata; Actinopteri; Syngnathiformes; Syngnathidae
Product: sodium- and chloride-dependent GABA transporter ine
Exons: 13
Coding region: 180-1949 (589 amino acids)
Biological process (GO): amino acid import across plasma membrane; sodium ion transmembrane transport; nitrogen compound transport
Cellular component (GO): plasma membrane
Molecular function (GO): amino acid:sodium symporter activity
Source: RefSeq, a predicted model, not a curated record